Lytechinus variegatus (green sea urchin) is the source of this 3544-nucleotide messenger RNA. It is a transcript of the gene foxred1, whose product is annotated as FAD-dependent oxidoreductase domain-containing protein 1-like. Gene Ontology annotation, cellular component: cytoplasm. Lineage: Eukaryota; Metazoa; Echinodermata; Echinoidea; Temnopleuroida; Toxopneustidae. The transcript has 9 exons. Bases 361 to 1788 code for a protein of 475 amino acids. The record is from RefSeq and is a predicted model, not a curated record. Gene Ontology annotation, molecular function: oxidoreductase activity.
ACUUUGGGUUAUAGUACCUGCACCGGACCUGGCUGGAGCCUGACACCGGAGUUGUAAAACUAGAACGAGAAGCAAGGCGAAUUUGGAAGGAAAUGUGGCUGUUCAAAGCAUAUUUAUGAGGUUUUACUUUUACUAUUUUAUUCCUAACAGAAGAUAGAAUCGGUCGGAGAGUGUGGAUCAUAUGAAAACUUGGAUUGCCAUUGACUGAAUUGAAACUGAUACUAGUUUGUCUUGAACAUGACCAAACAACGAUAACUUGAUCUUCACAUUCUGAUAAAUAUUUAGUUGUCUGUUAAGAUAUAAAGUUAGUUACGUAUGUAAUAUUCGUUGGCAUCGGCAUCACUCUUAGGCACUGUCACCAUGGCGUCUGGACUCCGAAGACUACCAGUGCUUUUUCAACAGCCUUUUCGUCGAGCAAGCUUCGUAGACAGAGCAACCAAAGAUGCCAAAUCCAGGAACCCUUUGAAAUGGACUGACUACGGCGAUAGCCUUAAGGUAGCUAGACCCCCAAGGCACGCAGACAUUGUUGUGAUUGGGGGCGGGGUCAUGGGCUCCAGUGUGGCCUAUUUCCUGAGGCGGCAGGCUCAGGCAGGAGUAAGCGUUUGUGUCAUAGAGAGGGACAUGAGUUAUACCAGAGCUUCUAGUUCGCUUGCUGUUGGUGGGAUCAGACAACAAUUUUCAGUUCCAGAAAAUGUCUACAUGUCUCUAUACAGUGCACACUUCCUUCGGAAUAUCAAGCAAAAUCUUUGUGUCGAUGACCGAGAUCCUCCGGAUAUUCAGUUUAACCAUCAAGGGUACCUCACGCUUUCCUCUCAGGCCAAUGCUCAUAUCUUGGAACAGAACUUCAAGCUGCAGACUGAACUUGGUGCAAAGGUCGAACUUAUGUCAUCGAUGAGACUGAAAGAACGGUUUCCAUGGUUGAACACCGAUGAAGUAGAAAUCGGUACAUAUGGUUUAGAGAAUGAAGGUUGGUUUGACCCGUACCUUCUCACAAGGUCCUUCAAGCAGAAAGCAGAAUCCCUUGGAGCACAGUACUGCCUUGGGGAAGUGGUUGGCUUUGAAUGCAGCAAACUUGACAAACAAAUGAGUGUUCCAGGGUACUAUGUUGGCCAAGGAAAGAGGAUUAAGGCAGUCAAGGUUAGAAUGCCUAACAGCCCAGAAGUAAUCGAUGUCCAGUGCGCCUUUGCAGUGAUCUGUGCCGGCUCCUGGUCUGGCGAGGUCACGUCCACAUUGGGCAUCGGUCAAGGAACUGCUGAAGAAUUGAUGGAUGUUCCCUUGCCUGUGGAACCCAGGAAGAGAUAUGUCUAUGUGGCCCACUGCCCGGAUGGUCCUGGUCUCGAUUGUCCCAUGAUCGUCAACGUUGAUGGGGUCUAUACCCGGAGGGAAGGCCUUGGAGGGAACUACCUCAUGGGAUCUUGCCCACCAGAAGAGGCGGAACCAGACUGCGAUAAUCUCAAUGUAGAUUAUGAUUUCUUUGAGGAAAAAGUAUGGCCUUCAAUGGCAAACAGAGUUCCAGCCUUUGAAAAUUUAAAGCUAAAGAGUGCGUGGGCUGGUUUCUACGACUACAACACGAUCGACCAGAACGCCAUCAUCGGAACCCACCCUGCCUUUCCAAACCUCCUUCUUGCUACAGGAUUUAGUGGUCAUGGUAUUCAGCAGUCGCCGGCAGUUGGACAAGCAAUAAGCGAUCUUAUAUUUGAAGGAAAGUUUGUGGAGAUUGACCUGAACAGAAUGGGCUUUGAGCGAUUUCUCAAUAAACAACAUGUCAGAGAAUCAAAUAUCUAUUGAUUGCAGGUUGCAAUUGAUCGCAGUAUAAUAAAACAGGUGGUGUGCUUUUAUUGCGGCAAUCGAUCACUGGAAAAUAAAUGAUGUCAGUGGAUGGAUCGAAAGAGAACUAAAUGAUAGCAUUCUAUCUAUUGAUCGCUCAUGGCAAUGGAUUGCAGAAAUGAUAGCAUGCUAUCUAUUGAUCGCUCAUAGCAAUGGAUUGCAGAAAUGAUAGCAUGCUAUCUAUUGAUCGCGUACUGCAAUGGAUUGCAGGAAUGAUAUGAUAGCAUUCUAUCUAUUGAUCGCUUAUGGCAAUGGAUUGCAGAAAUGAUAGCAUGUUAUCUAUUGAUCGCUCAUAGCAAUGGAUUGCAGAAAUGAUAGCAUGUUAUCUAUUGAUCGCUCAUAGCAAUGGAUUGCAGAAAUGAUAGCAUGCUAUCUAUUGAUCGCUCAUAACAAUGGAUUGCAGAAAUGAUAGCAUGUUAUCUAUUGAUCGCUCAUAGCAAUGGAUUGCAGAAAUGAUAGCAUGCUAUCUAUUGAUCGCUCAUAGCAAUGGAUUGCAGAAAUGAUAGCAUGCUAUCUAUUGAUCGCUCAUAACAAUGGAUUGCAGAAAUGAUACCAUGUUAUCUAUUGAUCGCGUACCGCAAUGGAUUGCAGGAAUUAUAUGAUAGCAUUCUAUCUAUUGAUUGCGUACCGCAAUGGAUUGCAGGAAUGAUACGAUAGCAUUCUAUCGAUCGCUUUUACAGCAAUGGAUAACAAGAGAACUAAAUGGUAUCAUUUUAUCUAUCACUGAUUGCAAUGGAUUGCAGUAGAACAAAAUGAUGGCAUUUCAUCUUGUGAUCACUUGCAGCAAUAGCAUUUAAUCUAUUAAUCCCUAAUGGCAAUGGAUUGCAGGAGAGCAAAAUGAUGGCAUUUCUCUAGCGAUCGCUUGUAUCAAUGGAUGGCAGAAGAGCUAAAUUAUGGCGUUAUAUCUAUUAAUUGUUAUUAAUCUCAGGAGGACUAGGUUUUUUAAUAUUUUGAUCGCAUGUUGUAGUGAUUGAUCACAGUUACAAAAUCACUGGUAGAAAUAGAUCACAGAACUGAAUGGUUGCAUUUUAUGACCUCAAUUCUCAAAGGUGGUUCCAAAACCUUGGGUUACAUGUAUGCAAAUUUCAUUCAUUCAUGAUGCUUAUUUUCAGCGUGUUUAUUGAGAAAGAGUCUAAUAAUGAAGGCAAGAUUUUGUCAUAUGGUGCUUAAUCCUCACUUGUAAUUGUUACUGCAUGAAUUAGCAACUGUUUAUGUAAAUUAAUUGAAAUGAACAGUGGGUUCAUCAAUUCAAAACAGUAGGCUGACAUAUGUAACAAGUAAACAAUAUGCCGUGUGAUGAAAGCACAAAUUCAUUACUGGACACAUUUUGUACUGAAGUAAGUGUAAUAAAUGUAUGAAAUCUUAUUUUUCUUUUUUUCACCGUUGAUUCAAGGCCACCUCUGUAAAUUUGGGUCUGUUUGUUUUGGGGAUUUAAUUUCUGAAAAUAAAUAUAUUUGUACAUUCGUCUACUACAGCACAUGUGCAAUACUAAUGUAUUUCUCUGUGUCUCAGCAUCAUGGAUGAAAAUCUUUUUGAAAAGUUGACAGAAGAAAUGAAGAGACAGAAAAUUGUUUAGAACUAUUUGGAAACGAUAUACAUGUAGAACCUCUUGUAUUUUCCCCAGAUGAGUCUGAAAAGUUCAUCAUCAUCUGCUUAUUCAUCUCCAUCAUCAACAACAUCGUUAUCAUCAUCAUCGUCAACCUCAUUGUCAUCAUCU